Messenger RNA from Myripristis murdjan (pinecone soldierfish), 2470 nucleotides. RefSeq names its product acyl-CoA dehydrogenase family member 11. The record is from RefSeq and is a predicted model, not a curated record. The transcript has 15 exons. The coding region runs from base 267 to 2174 and encodes 635 amino acids. Gene Ontology annotation, molecular function: acyl-CoA dehydrogenase activity. Lineage: Eukaryota; Metazoa; Chordata; Actinopteri; Holocentriformes; Holocentridae.
CCUCACCCUGUCAAAACUGUAAAGUGAAGCCUGAGUUGUGCCUGAUAAUGUGAUUCUGUCUACUACCAUCUACACCCCUGAUCUACACUGACCAGUCGCUGUGAAUGUGGAGUGCAGUUUUGUGGUUAAUGGGAAGCCAGUGUGAAUCAUGAUGCAUGCAGGAAAAUGAACUCAGGUUCCUGUUGUAAAGAUGUACUGGAAUGAAAAUGAGGAACGAUGGUGAAUGGCACUGAGAGAGCAUUCAGAAGGGAUCUAAGUCUUGAGCCAUGUCCAUGUGCUCAGUGCUCCUCAACCGCCGCGUCACUGGAGGCUGCUACAGGUUGUUAUGUGGGGUGCCUGGGCCGCUCCGACACAGCAGAGCAGCCAGUGCAGUCGAGCAAGGCACAACAAGACCUGAUGAAGUCCAACUCUGGGAGACUGAGGGCCAUCCGGUGUUUUCCAGAGCCAGGAUAGGGCCAUUCUUCCAGGACAGGCCAGUGCUCAAGAACCCCUUUCUAGAGGAUGCCUUGCUGAGAGGAUACCUGAGGAGACACUUGCCUGAGCAGGCAGCAUUCUCAGACUUGUGUGAAUUUGGAGAGCGGGUGGCGAGCGAGGUGGACGGGUGGGGUCGUGAGUGUGAGGCGACUCCUCCGCGGUUGGUGCACUUUGACCCCUGGGGUCGCAGAGUGGACCACAUCGUGACCUCACCCGCCUGGAGACGCAUGAAAGACCUGUCAGCACAAGAAGGCCUGGUUGCCCUUGGAUACGAACGGCCAUUUGGUGAAUGGAGCCGUGUGUACCAGAUGAGUAAACUGUACCUCUACUCUCCCUCCUCUGGUCUGUACACCUGUCCUCUGGCCAUGACUGAUGGAGCUGCUAAAGUCAUCCAGUCCCUAGGUGUGUCAUGGCCAGUAGAUGAAGCCUUCAAUCGUCUGACCACUCGUCAUCCAGGGCAUUUCUGGACGUCUGGACAGUGGAUGACUGAAAGAAGGGGAGGAUCUGAUGUGGCCAGUGGCACAGAGACAGUGGCCAUUCCCCAGCAAGACGGUUCAUACAAAUUACAUGGCUUCAAGUGGUUCACUUCUGCUACAGACGCAGACAUGACUCUGACACUGGCCAGAGUGCAGGACAGACAUGGAGCGACUACACCCGGUAGCAGGGGUUUGUCUCUGUUCUAUGCGGAGGUGAGCCGAGACCAGGACGGCAGGCUGAAGGGUAUUGAAGUUCAAAGGCUGAAGGACAAGCUGGGCACCAGGCAGAUGCCCACCGCUGAGCUGCUGCUAGAUGGUCUGCAAGCCUACAGGCUCUCAGAUGAGGGAAGAGGUGUGGCCUCCAUAGCGAACAUGCUGACUGUAACCAGGAUCCACAACAGCGUCUCUGCAAUCGCCGCCAUGAGAAGGGUGGUCCAGUUGGCUCGUGACUACGCCACUCACCGCACUGCCUUUGGAAAGCUUCUGAAAGACCACCCACUCCACAUGCAGACCCUUGCUAGGAUGGAGGUGGAGACUCGUGCAGCCUUCCUUCUGGUGAUGGAUGUGUGUCGCCUGUUGGGCCGAGAGGAAACCGGCGUGGCGACCCAGCUCGAUACACUGCUGCUGCGCCUGCUCACACCGGUGGUCAAACUCUACACCGGGAAGCAGGCUGUUGCUGUGGUGUCCGAGGGUUUGGAGAGCUUUGGCGGGCAGGGCUACAUCGAGGACACAGGGCUGCCUGGACUGCUCCGGGACGCACAGGUGUUGAGUAUUUGGGAAGGUACGACAAAUAUUUUGUCUCUGGACGUGCUGCGCUGUGUGGCUCGAAGCUCGGGAAUGGUUCUCGAGGCUUACUUCACCCACACCAAGUCGCUGCUGACAGGAGCCUCCAGUGUUUCCUCAUUGGCUCCAGCUGUCAAAGCAGUAGGCAGCGCCCUCUCUAGGCUGGGGGAGUUGGUACAAGCAGCGGGAGCCAGGCCACCCAGCUACCUGGAGCUGGCAGCUAGAGACCUGUCAUAUAGCCUGGCUCGUACAUACAUGGGUGCCUUGCUCAUUGAUCAUGCUUCUUGGAAAGGAGCCUCUCCAGCUGAUACUUAUGCUGCCCUCAGGUGGUGUGAACAGGACUUGUGCCCAUUGGUGACCAACGAGGCCAGAGGCUGGUACAACCCCAGCACCCCCCCUCUGGACGCUGCGUUGGUGUACGACCGGCCGACCCAAGACUGAACGUCCAGCGAAAACCUGUUGCUAGAUCUGCUGAUGCUGAGCCUUGCUAUAACACAGCUUGUUGUUCUAUUGUGCACUGUAAAUUUUGUAGAUUAUCAAGCCCUUUGUGAAUGAUAGUAAUUUACUUUGGAAUGAGCUGUUUGAAAGCUGGACCUGUAACUUGUGCAAAAACUGUAAUCCAACGUGUCUCAUUCUUGCUUUGGGAAUCAUUUAUGUAAUUUGUUAAAUAUGUUUGAUAUUUACUUCUCUGUCUAAAAUCUGUAUUUUUGCUAACAAUAAAAAUGGAAUUGAAUAUA